CUUCCGCACGGGUUUUGGGGUCUGCAUUCAUAGCAUUUCAAGGUUCUCAAACAAUUCUCAGCAACGACAAAGACAACAGCGAUCAUCGCGAUUCUCCGUUCGCCGCACCUUUCACCGCACGCGAAUGUCGAAUAGUGCGCGAAAUCCGAGUGGCUGAUCAUAUCAAAGCCAGAAUCAGUUUACGUUCUGCUGCAAACACGAGAAUGGUCAACUUUGCGGUCGGCGCAUGACGUCGUUUGGAGUACUCCAAGUCCAGAAGCCAUCCUCUAAUCAUAAACCGCGCCGAAGGUCAUCAUGGCAGACGACGAGACAGCCUUAUCCUCGCCAGGCUCGACAGGAGCCGCGAAUGGCACGAAAGCAUCAAAAGAUCGCGCUUGUCCCUUCUGCGGGCAGGCGUUCACCUCCUCUUCUCUCGGGCGACAUCUUGAUCUUUACAUCAAGCCGAAAAACCCGAAGCCGGCAGAUGGCGUACACGACGUGGAUGAGAUCAGGAAGAUUCGUGGGGGUAUAACGCGGCGACAACCCAGGACUAGCACGAAAGGCGCAAAUGCAGGAGCAGGACCCGGCAGCAACGAUGGCCCAAAUGCCGCGAAUCACGAUAACUCUAGACGCUCUGAGAGCGUGGCAACCGCGAAUUGGCUCACAACAGGUGUCAUCAAUGAUCUACCGCCACGCUCCACUACGCAGACUCACGCGGAUAUACACAUUUCGGGCCAAGCCCAGCGCAUGCAAGAGAUGCGUCGCCAUGUUGAUGGCAGCAAACUUCCCAGGCCUGAAUAUGAAAGUGAAAGCAUGUCAAAGCUCCAAGAAGCUGCGGAACUGGGGCGUGCAGCGGAGAUGGCACUCCGCGAAGUACUCGGUAGCCUCGAAGCGGCGCAGAAACGAACGAAGCCAACCACUUUGUUCGAAGAUUUUGACUUCUUCUCCCUUUCCUUUCCCGGUCUAUGCCUGGCUGUGCUACCAGCGCCCCGCACGCUCUUUUGCGUUACGCCAUUCCCAUCCGCAGAUUCAUGGUCGAUAGGUCCGCCAGGCUUGCGACAAUUUGAAGCAUUGAGCAAGUGCCUGCGGGUAAAGGCAGGGGCUUCACCCAGAACGGAUCUUGUCACCGAUGAUAUGGUCGUGAAGCACCAAAGUCAUCUCGCGGCGACUUGGGAGCAUUGGCAGACGAUGUCUGAAUCCGAGCAAACAUCUACCUGGAACUUGGAGAUACUUCGCUCG
Messenger RNA from Dissoconium aciculare CBS 342.82, 1218 nucleotides. RefSeq lists its product as uncharacterized. NCBI's taxonomy places the organism in Eukaryota, Fungi, Ascomycota, Dothideomycetes, Mycosphaerellales, Dissoconiaceae. The annotation marks the transcript as partial. The record is from RefSeq and is a predicted model, not a curated record. The transcript is spliced from 2 exons.